Molecule: messenger RNA, 846 nt
Organism: Prorocentrum cordatum
Lineage: Eukaryota; Dinophyceae; Prorocentrales; Prorocentraceae
Source: the annotation of a GenBank genome assembly
CCCCUACCAAGCCCCCCGGCGCAAAAAUAGCAUUGGCGAUUGCCCUCGCCCAGGCAAAGCUUCCGGCACAAGCGCUCGCAACUCAUUGCCGUGGGGAGCGCUACCAGGCCAGACGCGCGUGCACUCCAAUCGCCAAUCGCGCCUUCGACCCUGGCCGAACAGAAAAAACAUCGCUGAAACGUCGCGCGAACGCCUGCUUCCGCAUGGGAGCCACUGGAUCAGUGCCCCACGGCGCGUGUCCUGCGCGAUUCUGCCGUCGUGCCUGGCGCCCCCUGGUCGGCAUCCAUUACUGUUGUGGCUGGCAGAUGAAUUUCCUUCUAACCCUGGCUGCGCUGCACUGCUCUGCAUUGCAGAGCGCUCCCGCACAGGCCUACACGGCCGCCUGGUGUGCAGAGCGCUCCCGCACAGGCCUACACGGCCGCCUGGUGUGCGUCUUCGGCAACUCAAUCAGCCGACCCCUCCAGAGGUCAUCAAUCGGGGAUGGACAGAACCCCCUUUAGAGAAGGGGGAGGAGGACCGGGGAAAAACCGCAACCUCCGAAGCGGGCGAGAAUGAAUUCCUACUAGUCAGUCCGGCGGGCCAGAGCGCUCCUGCAGCCGGCGGCGAACCGUCGCACGCGCACACAAAAAGGCUCCAAUAGGCGGCCAGAAGCUCACGAGAGUCUCUCGGUGUCGUGCGAUACAGCGGUGAACCAUCAACUGCUGGUAAGGAACGUUCCCUACCGCUUGGCAACUCGGAGGAUGAAGAAGACACUGGCACGAAAUGCUAUUCGGAGCGCGAAGCUCCCGCGCAUCUCCGAUGAUGUCGGCUUGCAGUGGAACUCGGCGUGGCCUUUCCUCUUUAGAC